Messenger RNA from Pyrenophora tritici-repentis Pt-1C-BFP, 1488 nucleotides. RefSeq lists its product as uncharacterized. The record is from RefSeq and is a predicted model, not a curated record. Lineage: Eukaryota; Fungi; Ascomycota; Dothideomycetes; Pleosporales; Pleosporaceae.
AUGGUUAAGACCUUGGCCGAGGUUAUGGGCUUUCACUCAGACGUAGAGCUGGUCCAGUACGUGGAAGACAAUGCGGCCACGUUGUACUAUGUCAAGGAAAAGCCAUGCCCUAACACAAGCCUGGAAGAGGAGAACUCUAACAAGAGCUUGGAAAAGAUACAACUUGACAAGAUCCUAGACGAGAUGCAUCUUGACAAAAGCCUAGACAAGGUGCACCCUAACAUGAACCUUCCUGGUGUGGCGGAAGCAGUUAAGUACUGGAAUAACGUUCAUCUGCAUCACAUCCUCCCUCAUCCAACUACAGCGAUUGAGAAGUACUCGAGCGGAACGUACUUCUAUAUCUGGAUGUAUUCCUCACAAGGCAAGGUCGAGUUAGCCCCUUGGGGUAUUUGCUCGGAUGAUCAUGAUACACCAGGUCCAACCUUUGUUCGUCAGGCUCUAACAUGCGGUACUCCCAUGUACACAGAGCUGGUUGUUAAUUGUGGACGCAACCUCAACGCCAAGCAGAAGCUUGCUAUUUUCGAGAUUCGAAACUAUCGUCAAGAUGGCCUCAUUAGCGAGUACAGCUUGCUUCAUAGAAUCAAUUGCACGCUUUCGCAUCUCUGUGGUUUACACUAUCUCAGACAGCAUCUUUCCCCAGAGGACCGUGACGAGAUUCCCAUGAUCCUUGAUUCAGCCCACUACAACUACGAUGAUCCACAGCACUUCAAGCUUUGUGGCUGGGAUUCAUAUUGGGGAUUGUUCAUGCGUGGAGUCGACAGCGAGUACAUUAUCUUCAAGGACCACUUAUGGGGUGCCUUGACUCCCUCUCUUGUCGAGUACACUACUCAUAAAGCCCAAGACCCAUCCAAGAACAACGGCUCUACCAGAUUCCAGAACCUGCCGACCGAGCUCCUCAUUAAGAUCUUCCGAUAUGUCCUCAAGUUUAACGAGACGUUGACUAUCAUCUAUCACCCUGAAGAUCGCUCGUACAAUUUUGUCGUCAUGUUAGACCCAUUGGGUAACGAGUUCUUGAUAGAUCAUCCUCGAAGCCGUCGCCAUGAGGUCAGCAUAUACGAGAACUCCAGGCAUGUUCCAGAGUCCCUAGCCAACUUCCUUGCACUCCUUGGAACAACCAAAAAUAUGCGCACCCACGCCCUAAAGAUCUUCUACAAGGAGAACACGUUCAUCAUGAACGGUGGUGUCGACCUUGAUGGCAUUGAGCACAUGGGUACUCACGUGGAGGACUGGAUGAUGAGCGUUGGACCUAGUGCAUGCGCGCUUCUCCACGGACGUGUCGAGUCUCGUGUCCAUAAACAGGCCAUUCGUGGUAACUACCCGGCGGCUCUGAGUAGGCUUCGUGGCCUUGGCGUUCAUGUCAUCGAGGAGGAUAUUGUAAUAAAUGCGGGAGAUGCUGACGAGGACGAUGCUUGGGCAAGCAGUGACGACGACAUCUGGGCAGUCACUGAUGACGGCACUGAGGAAGACACUGACGACGUCACUGAGUAA